AUGGAUAAACAAUUAAACGAAGAAGUCCUGCAAGAUCUUUAUGCAUGGAUUGACAAAAUACCACUUUCAAGACCUAAAAGGAACAUAACACGAGACUUCAGUGAUGGAGUGAUGACUGCUGAAGUUGUGAAGCAUUUCCUCCCCAAACUUGUGGAUCUUCACAACUACACACCCGCAAACUCCACUCCGCAGAAACUGUGUAACUGGGCCACUUUGAACAGAAAGGUUUUUUCCAAGUUGAAUUUUCACGUACCGGACGAAAUUCUGAGGAAAAUCGUUGUGAGCUCUCCAGGCUUCAUUGAGCCGGUCCUCUGUGCUCUCAGACAAAAGAUACAAGACAAACGGCUUGAAAGAGCGACAGAUUACGCACAGGAUCUGGAGUACUACACCACGACAAAUGAACAUUCACAAACAGAGAAAGGUGGGACCGUGAGUGAUACCACUCCAGUAAAGCUCGGCCCUGUGAGGAAGACGGAGAAACACAGUUCUGUUGCAGUUCUGGGCUCCAGCGUGGACCCCACCGUCCGUUUGCUGGUGGAGGAGAAGGAGCGGGCCCUGCUGGCUUUACAGGAGACUGUCGAGAUCCUGCAGAUUAAGGUGAACAAACUGGAACAUUUGGUUCAUCUGAAAGACAUGCGUAUAGAGGACCUGAGCAGGCAUUUGGAUCGGUACAAGACUGGAGCUAACAUGUCAUGA
Molecule: messenger RNA, 696 nt
Organism: Chanos chanos (milkfish)
Lineage: Eukaryota; Metazoa; Chordata; Actinopteri; Gonorynchiformes; Chanidae
Gene: spef1
Product: sperm flagellar 1
Exons: 7
Coding region: 1-696 (231 amino acids)
Biological process (GO): regulation of cytoskeleton organization
Cellular component (GO): axoneme
Molecular function (GO): microtubule binding
Source: RefSeq, a predicted model, not a curated record